This is a messenger RNA of Salarias fasciatus (jewelled blenny), 7959 nucleotides long. RefSeq names its product AT-rich interactive domain 1B (gene arid1b). Gene Ontology annotation, cellular component: nucleoplasm; nBAF complex; brahma complex. Gene Ontology annotation, molecular function: DNA binding; nucleosome binding. NCBI's taxonomy places the organism in Eukaryota, Metazoa, Chordata, Actinopteri, Blenniiformes, Blenniidae. The record is from RefSeq and is a predicted model, not a curated record. Gene Ontology annotation, biological process: positive regulation of DNA-templated transcription; chromatin remodeling; regulation of transcription by RNA polymerase II.
UGGAGGUGGAUAAGCUGGUAGAGCCCGCUCUCUCUCAUGCCAUGCUGGGCCACAAGGGCUCCGGGAGACGCUGCUACAUAUUACUGAGAACCGGGAUGGAGGAGAGGCGGAGGGGGGAAGAGAAAAGUUUCGCUUAAACCUGGCAGAGAAACUUUCAACAUGAAGCCUCGUUGACGCGCCAUUCCGGCUCCACUACAGCGACAGAACACAGCUUUGCUUUUUUUCCCACUGAAUUUAUCCUUCACCUCACAGCUUGUGUGUGUGUGUGUGUGUGCGCGCGUGUUUUUUUUUUUCCUCCUCUCGUGUUAUUUUCUGCGCGCAAGGCUGGUCGGGGCUUUGCUGUCACUGCGCGCUGAGAUGUUGGAGUGACCAUGGCUGCGCAAGUGGCAUCGGCUCCGACCAGAACCAACAGCAAAAACAAGAAAUUGCCCAGCGGUUUGGGUCCGGAGCUCAAUUCGGGGAAAUCCGGAGGAGGAGGAGGAGGAGGGACCGUACAGCGAGGUGGACCGAUGCUGGGUGCCGGAGAUGGGACUCUGAAUAAUGCAGACCAUCACCGCCGAAGCGAGCUCAGCAUGGUCCAUUCAACUUCCACGACUCACAACGCUCCGGACGGACACGACAAGGCUGGGAAUAACCUCGCGUCCGCCUCGGCGUCGACUAAUUCAACCACUUCCUCGAUGGAGACGGGUUUGAUCGCGAACCACAAGCUGAAAUGUGUGGGGAGCGGAGAUCCCCCUCAGUCUCAGCCGCCGUCGCAGCAGCAGCAGCAGCAGCAGCCGCAGCAAUUCGGCCAGUUUGCGCCACAUCAGCAGCGACAGAUCCAAAGUAACAGCACCGCCAAUAACAACGGCCAGAUGCCCCGGGGGGACAGAAGUAUGGACCACCAGCACCACGGCGGGAAGGAGAACCUGUUGGGGGGACAGGAGGAGCCGCAGCAGCAGCAGCACAUGCCGGGGAAAGGUGAGGGGGAGCUCACCUGUAAACCCUCGGAGAGGAUGAUGAGCGCCAGGUACGAUCACGCCAACUUGGGGCCACCGAACAACUCCGAGUUCAAUAACAACUAUUACACUCCGAGGCCCUGCUAUGAGCAACAUGGCGGGCAGCAGCAACAAAGCAGUGGGAUGGGGAUAACGCACUCCACGGCGCAUAACAGCAUGGAGAACUCCCACGAAGCCGGGUACCACAACAGCCAGUACGGCCAGUACCCCGCGUACCGGGCGGGCUACGGCGGCGGGGCCUACGGGAUGAUGGGCCCCUCCGGGUGCAGGCAGCCGGGGAGCAUGAUGAUGGGCAGCAACUCCUCAACAAGUCACGGCAAGUCGCCCCUGGGAUCUGCCUCGGGGGGGUUUCAAAGGUUCCCGGGACAAAGCCAGCAGCAGCAGCAGCAGCCGCAGCAGCAGCAGCAGCAGCAGCAUCCAUCAGGGGCCACGCCGACCCUCAACCAGCUGCUCACGUCCCCCAGCCCCAUGAUGCGGGGCUACGGCGGGGCCUAUCAAGACUACAGCGGCCCCUCGGCUCAGCAGCAAGGCGGGAUGGGCCUGGGGAAGGACGUGGGGCCCCAGUAUGGAGCUCACUGGGGAGGGCAGCAGAGGAACCAUCCGCAUUCAAUGAACCCUGCGGGCAACGGAGGGCAGGGCCUCGGCAGGACGCAGGUGGUCCUCCAUGACUUCAUGGCUAUGAAGCGCUCGCAGCUGUACGGCAUGGCCAACAAUCCCUAUUCGGCCUCCCAGCAGCCCGGCGGCGGGCCGUACCCCCCCAGCCAGCCGUACACGUCCCCUCCACACAGAUACCCCAUGAGCUUACAGGGGAGGGGCCAAAUGGGCAUGGGCGGGAUGCAGUAUCCCCAACAGCAGCAGGUGGCGCCGUAUGGCCAGCAGGGAAUGGGGGGCUACAGCCAGCAGCAGCAGCAGCAGCAGCAGCAGCAGCAGCAACAAGGUGGGGGGCAGCAGGGAACCCCUCCCUACUUCAGCCCCCCUCAGCAGACGCCUCCAGGCCCGGCCCAGACCUCCUACCUGCAGCCGCGACCACCACUGCAACAGGAGGCCCAGCAGGAGAACUACAGCAUCAGGGGUCCUGCCCCAGGGAAUUCUGGGAAGGCCAACAAUGAGGACGGCGUCUCUCAGGACCGCCCCUCCAGUCUGCCGGAUCUGUCUGGCUCCAUCGACGACCUCCCCACCGGGACGGAGGCCGGCCUGGGCUCGGCCGUCGGCGCCGGCGGGUCCUCCAGCAGCAGCAGCAGUAGCCAGGGAGAGCAGCAGGGGGCCGCCGGGAACCAGGGGCAGUCGCCGUUCUCCCCCCACGCCUCCCCGCACCUCCCCAACCAGCGGAGCGGGCCCUCCCCCUCCCCCGUGGGCUCCCCCGCCGGCUCCACCCAGUCCCAGCAGUCCCGGUCGGGCUCCGGACCCAUCUCCCCCGCCAGCGGACCCCCUGCCAGCACCCCGGCGCCAGGCUCGGCCUUGGCCCCGCAGAGCUCUGGAAACGGACCAGAUGGAUCAAUCACGCGCUCACCUAUGGCUCCGGAGAGAGGAUUCAUGUCCAACUUGCAGAGGAACCAGCCCGCCUCCCAGUUUGCCUCUCCUCAAUCCGGACCUCCAAUGUCCCCCCACCCGUCGCCCGGCGGCCCGCUGUAUCCCGGGAUGGGUCCUUACCCCCAGAGCGGCCCCGCAGGUCCAUAUGGCCCCCAAGGACCCCAGUAUGGACACCAAGGAAACUACCCCCGGCCUGCUAACUACAGCGGGAGCGCCAGCGCCAGCUACAGCGGCCCGGGUCCCGGCAUGACCAACAGUUUGGGAAUGAAUGCCACCAGCCCCAUGCACGGCCAGGGCCCCGGCCAGAGUUUACCCGGAGGACGCGGCCACGGGCCGGGCGCCCAGAGCAGAGCGUACCCUCCCAUGGGCCCCAGCUCCCCCAGCAUGCCCCAGCCUGCCGGCCCCGGAAUGGGUCCUCCCUCGCUGGGUAACCGCAAGCCCCAGGAGGCAGCAGCCGCCGCCGCCAUGUCCACGUCCGCCAACUCCAUACACAACAGGCAGGGCAGCUACCCAGGCCAAGCCGGCGCCGGCGCCGCCUCCUACAGUCAGCCAGCCGGCAACAACGGCUCCGUGACGGGCAACGCGCAAGGUCCAGGCUACAGCAUGCCGCCUUCAGGACCUACGGGACUGUCAGGAGAUUGCGUUUCCAGUCCGGACGGGAAGCCCAAAGUGGACAUCAAAGAGGACGGCGGCCCCGCCAGCGAGCCUCACAAACCAAAGCUUCAGGACGGCUACAUCAACAACACCGGCGGCGGCGGUGGCGGCGGAGGCGGCGGCGGCGGCUCCCAGCAGUGUGUGUCCCAGCCCGCCACCCCGGGCGGCGCCCUCCCCGUGCCCUCCCCGCUCUCCCCCAGCCCCGCCAGCCUCUCGUCCUACCACGGAGACGACAGCGACAGCAUCAGCAGCCCGCCCUGGCCCCUCAAGACCCCCUCCAGCCCGAAAGCCAACCCCAACGCCUCCGCCCUCAGCGGCGAGCGGAUCACGCGGCUGUUCGAGCUGGGCGUGGAGCCGGAGAGGCGGGGCUGGGUGGAGCGCUACCUGAACUUCAUGGAGGAGCGGGGCACGCCGGUGGCUCAGCUCCCGGCGGUGGGCAAGAAGCCGCUGGACCUCUGGAGGCUCUACACGGCCGUGCGAGAGAUCGGAGGCCUCGCCAUGGUGAACAAGAACAAGAAGUGGCGUGAGCUGUCCAGCAGCCUGAACGUGGGGACGUCCAGCAGCUCGGCCAGCUCGCUGAAGAAGCAGUACAUCCAGUACCUGUUUGCCUACGAGUGCAAGAUGGAGCGGGGCGAGGAGCCGCCGGCAGACAGCAGCGGCGGCGGCGGCGGCGGCAUGGCCGGAGGGGACAACAGGAAGCAGGUCAAGAUCCAGCCACCCUCACCUGCGAACUCCGGCGGCUCCCUGCAGGGCCCACAGACGCCGCAGUCCUCCGGCAGCAGCUCCACGGCGGAAGCAGGAGGCGACCUGAAGCCCCCCACACCCGCCACCACCCCUCUGGGGCAGGUCACCCCGCUGCCCCCCAACAGGAGCAGUGUGAGCAUACAGGACCCCUUCUCUGAGGUGAGCGACCCGGCCUUCCAGAAGCGGGCGCCCACGCUGCCCCCCUCCGCCCCCUACCAGCAGGGCCUCAGCAUGCCGGACAUGAUGAUGAGGAUGCAGUACGACGCCAAGGACCCCUUCGCCGGGAUGAGGAAGAUGGCAGGAGCAGAUCCAUAUAUGCCCAGCCAGAUGCCCGGAGGGGGCAUGCAGGACAUGUAUGGUCGGCCCCCCUCCGCCCUGAGCAUGAGCCAAAGGUCGCAGUAUCCAUACGGUCCAGCUUAUGACAGGAGACCGGAUCACGUGAUGGGCAUGGAGGGGACGAUGGGCCCCCCCGGGAGUCAGAACAACAUGGGACCUUCCAACAGCGAGGGCAGCAUGUAUUCUCCCAGCAGAUACCCUUCACAGCAGAGACACGACGGCUACGGUCAGCAGUAUCCCAGCAUGCCGUACGGGAUGCAUCCCUCGGGGAUGUACCCACAGCAGCAGGGUUAUAAGCGACCGAUGGAUGGAAUGUACGGCCCCCCACCCAAGAGACACGAGAGUGACAUGUACGCCAUGCAGUACACCAACCAGCAGCCAGACAUGUACAACCACUACGGCGGCGGGUACUCAGGUCCCGACCACCGGCCGCUGCAGGGACAGUUCCCCUACCCGUACCCCCGCGACAGGAUGGCCCCCUCCGGACAGAGUCAGCAUGGCAUGAUGGGUGGGGGUCCCACGCCCAAUCACGCCGCCGACGGUCCCAACAUGUGGCCGUCCAGAACGGAGCUGGGCUACCCGUAUUCCGGCAGGCAGGGGCCGCCCUCGCAGAUGCCGCCGUACGGCGCCAUCGGCAGGGACGACCUGGACGGGCGGCCUGGGCAGGAGCAGUGGCACCGCCAGUCCCCCUACAUGUCUUCGUCGGGGGGGAUGCCCCCUUUGUCCUCGCGCCAGCCGUCGUCGUAUUCCAACUCCCCGUCCAUGGCCAACCACCUGCCCAGGGCUCCCAGCCCGGGGGCGUUCCAGCGCUCCAUGGACUCCAGAAUGUCCCCCAGCAAAGCGGCGUUUAUGUCCCAAAUGAAGAUGCCUAAGCCCGGGAUGGGCAUGAUGGGAUCGCAGGGCGGCGGCCCCAUCGGGCAGUUCCCCCCCAACCUGAGGAGGGACCUCAACUAUCCGCCAGGGUCAGUGGAGGCAACCCUGCCCCUCCUGAAGCCGCGACGCAAGCUCACCUCAAAGGACAGUGGAACGCCUGAGGCCUGGCGCGUGAUGAUGUCUCUGAAGUCAGGCCUGCUGGCGGAGAGCACGUGGGCUCUGGACACCAUCAACAUCCUGCUGUACGACGACAGCACCGUGGGCUCCUUCAACCUCUCCCAGCUGCCCGGGUUCCUGGAGCUCAUUGUGGAGUACUUCCGCCGUUGCCUGAUUGAAAUCUUUGGCAUCUUGGAAGAGUUUGAAGUGGGAACCGUGAAUCCAAAAAGCCUCCCGGGUCCUGAUUGUGUCCAGAAGGAGGGACCAGCUGCAGAGCGGGAGACCGGCUCAGCAGUGCAGCCCGACCCCGAGUCCUCCUCCUCCUCCUCCUCCUCCUCCUCUUCCUCCUCUUCCUCAUCUGUCUCCUCCUCCUCUUCUUCGUCUUCAUCUUCAGCAGCAGCAGAGACUCCAGUGGAGCAGGCAGGAAGUGUCCCAGAGGAAACUCCGCCGGCCCCCGCAGAACCCGCCGAUAUGAGCGGCGAGAGGAAAGAGUCAGACACGAACGUGAAAAAGGAGGAUGUGGACGGAGUAAAGGAAGGAAAGAAGGAGGAGGAGAGUGAAAAGGGGCCGGAGGAAAAGGAGGAGUCCGCUGACCGGCCCGCGGCAGAGUCGGAACCUAAACCUCAACAAGCCAGCAAAUAUGAUAAGCUCCCCAUCAAGAUAGUUCACAAGGAGGACCGGCCGGAAGACGUGACCGAGCGCCUGGGUUACGUCACGCAGUUCAGCAGUGGGCUGCUGCACUGGCAGGCGGGCGGAGGCGACUCCACCGCACACAUCCAGAUGCACUUCGAACCUCGGAGCGAGCCGCCCGCCAGGGUGGAGGAGAAGCCGGGCGUCCAGGACAAAGAGGAGGGCGGGACGGACUCCGAGAAGAAAGAGCUGCUCAAACAUAUCACUGCGACCAUCGACGACGUCCUGUGCGCCCGGGUGGACGCCCUGUCCUACUCCCACCCGGCGCGCUCCCUGCCGUCGUACCCCUUCAGGGUGCAUUCGGACGGGGAGCGGGACCACAUCACGCUGCUGGAGGACGAGCCGCGCUGCCUGGACGAGGCGCCGCUCUCCACCGCCUCCUCCUGGCAGGACUCGCUGUCCAAGCGCUGCCUGUGCGUCUCCAACAUCGUGCGGAGUCUGUCCUUCAUCCCCGGGAACGACCUGGACAUGUCGCGCCACCCCGCCCUGGUCCUGCUCCUGGGCCGGCUGCUCCUGCUGCACCACCUGCACCCGGAGCGGAACCGCCGCCCCCCCAGCUACCAGAGGGACGAGCAGCAGGAGCGCGGGCUGUCGUCCGGCCGGGAGGAGUGGUGGUGGGAGUGUCUGGGUCUGCUCAGGGAGAACGCCAUGGUCACGCUCGCCAACAUCGCCGGCCAGCUGGACCUCUCCACCUACUCCGACACGAUCUGCCUCCCCAUCCUGGACGGCCUCCUCCACUGGAUGGUUUGCCCCUCGGCCGAGGCGCAGGACCCCUUCCCGUCGGCGGCGCCGCACUCGCCGCUGUCGCCCCAGAAGCUGGUGCUGGAGUGCCUCUGCAAGCUGAGCAUCCAGGAGGGCAACGUGGACCUGCUGCUGGCCACGCCGCCCUUCUCCCGGCAGGAGAAGCUCUUCGCGGUGCUGGUGCGCUACGUGGGCCAGAGGAAGGCGCAGGUGUACCGGGAGAUGGCGGUGGCCGUGCUCGCCCACCUGGCGCAAGGAGACCCCACGGCGGCGCGCGCCAUCGCCAUGCAGAAGGGCAGCGUGGGUAAUUUGGUGGGCUUCCUGGAGGACGGCGUCAGCAUGGCGCAAUACCAGCAGAACCCUCACAGCCUGCUGCACAUGGGGCACCCCCCGAUGGACCCCCCCAGCAUAAACAUGAUGUGCCGGGCGGCCAAAGGCCUGUUAGCGAUGGCGAAAGUGGAGGAGAACAAGACAGAGUUCGUGCUUUACGAAAGCAGAUUAUUAGACAUCUCCAUUUCUUCGGUGCUCAACGCAGGAGUGGUUUCCAUUAUUUGCCAAGUUCUGUUUCACUUGGGGAAAUUAUGACAGGAGGAGAGGCCGGACUCCCGCAGCAGACACUGAGGAGAGCCAGAGAUCUCUGUGGUUUUUUUUCUAUUUUUAUUUAUCAAAAUGACAGAAAAUGUUUGUGUUUUUUUAAAAGGAAUAUCCACGUAAAUAAAGUGUCUCUAUAUAUGUAUAGCUUCUGGGCCCUGUCAAAUGAAAACAAAAAAAAACAACAAAAAAAAAAAAGGAGAGAAAAGAAAAAACAAAGCGGGUUUGGGAUUUGAAAGCUCAUUUUAAUACAAAUAUUUAAUACCUGCUGGUGUUGGAUUGCUACGUUUGAUAUUUUUGUUGGGCGUUUGUUUGCGUUUGUUUACUUUUUCAGCCAAAGCUGCCACCAGACGUUGGUGCUGAAUUAACGUGGUUCCUUUUGAGGUCGACGAGAUGUUUUUCAGUUUUAUAAAUGCUUAAUAUACUCAUCAACAUUUUGUUAAUGGAGAGUAUUUAUUUAAAAAUGUGACACUGUACAGUAGUUUGAACCUUUUUGCCAACGGUGGUGCGGGGGGGGCCGGGGGGAGGGAGCAACACUGACUUUUUCAAAUUGAAACGUAUAUGUCUCCGUCGCUGGAAGAUAACAUUGUGCAAUAGGACUGGAGAGAGAACCAGUGGUCCCUGUUUUUCGGAAACAGGAUGGAAA